Messenger RNA from Labeo rohita (rohu), 2376 nucleotides. RefSeq names its product solute carrier family 25 member 24 (gene slc25a24). The coding region runs from base 275 to 1705 and encodes 476 amino acids. Gene Ontology annotation, molecular function: calcium ion binding; ATP transmembrane transporter activity. The transcript is spliced from 10 exons. Lineage: Eukaryota; Metazoa; Chordata; Actinopteri; Cypriniformes; Cyprinidae. Gene Ontology annotation, biological process: transmembrane transport. Gene Ontology annotation, cellular component: mitochondrial inner membrane. The record is from RefSeq and is a predicted model, not a curated record.
AUACCCUAGUAAUGUUAGUCCCUCCUUCUCAGCUCAGCUCGGACGAAAGUCUGCACAUUAAACCCGAUACAGUGCUGAGUUUCAAGCGAUAGUGGCAAUAAAAGUAUGACUAUUAUAGUCUAACACAGUGGGGCAAGACGUUCAGGGAGGGUCUGUUUUGUGUUUUUUUCCAGUGCCAGGCAACGUCUGCUGUUCUUCCGCAGUUUCCCUGCAAUCUUUGGAUCCCGUGCGGUAAAAAAUAUAUAUAUAAAUACACUGUACGUCGCAUUUCAUCAUGUAUCAGCUUAUAAGGAAAUUCGUGUUCACCGAGUCGCAUUGUUUGGAGGAGGACAACACGAAAAGUUUCGCGGAGUUGUUUGAGAAGUUGGAUGCUAAUAAAGAUGGGAAAGUGGAUGUUUCUGAGCUCAAGACGGGCCUGGCUGCUAUGGGCUUCUCUAUGGGGAAAGGCGAAGCGCAGAAAAUUUUUGCCUCUGGAGACACUGAUAAGGAUGAAGGGCUGGACUUUGAGGAGUUUUCAAAGUAUCUGAAAGAACAUGAGAAAAAACUCAGACUGACCUUCAAGAGUCUGGACAAAAAUCAAGAUGGUAGCAUCGAUGCCAAAGAGAUCCAGCAGUCACUUAAAGAAAUAGGCAUAAACUUGACAGAUAAAGAUGCAGAGAAAAUCCUCCACAGUAUUGAUGCGGAUGGAACUAUGACUGUGGAUUGGAAUGAAUGGAGGGAGCAUUUCCUCUUCAACCCAGCAGAUAACCUUCAGGAAAUCAUUCGUUAUUGGAAACACUCCACUGUGUUGGAUAUAGGUGACAGUCUGACUAUUCCAGAUGAGUUCACCGAGGAGGAAAAGACCACUGGCAUCUGGUGGAGGCAGCUGGUUGCUGGGGGCGUGGCAGGGGCGGUCUCUAGAACCGGCACUGCCCCCCUGGACAGAAUGAAAGUCUUCAUGCAGGUUCAUUCCUCAAAAACCAACAAAAUCAGUCUGGCGGGCGGGUUCAAGCAGAUGAUUAAAGAAGGGGGCGUGGCCUCUCUGUGGCGGGGUAAUGGAGUCAACGUCAUAAAAAUCGCUCCAGAAACUGCAAUCAAAUUCAUGGCGUACGAGCAGUAUAAGAAGCUGCUGGCCAAAGACGGUGGGAAAAUCCAGUCACAUGAGAGGUUCAUGGCUGGCUCUCUGGCUGGCGCAACUGCUCAAACAGCCAUCUACCCAAUGGAGGUAAUGAAGACCAGACUUACUCUGAGGAAGACUGGCCAGUAUUCUGGGAUGUUUGACUGUGCCAAGAAGAUACUGAAGAAGGAGGGAGUGAAGGCCUUUUAUAAAGGCUAUGUGCCCAAUAUCCUGGGAAUUAUUCCGUAUGCUGGAAUAGAUUUAGCAGUGUAUGAGACGCUGAAGAACGCUUGGUUGUCUCGCUAUGCUAAAGACACUGCUAACCCAGGAGUCCUGGUUCUUCUUGGCUGUGGGACUAUUUCCAGCACAUGUGGCCAGCUAGCCAGUUACCCCCUCGCCCUGGUCCGCACACGCAUGCAGGCCCAGGCAUCAAUGGAGGGAUCAGAGCAGGUGUCCAUGUCCAAGUUAGUGAAGAAGAUCAUGCAGAAAGAAGGCUUUUUCGGGCUUUACCGUGGGAUCCUGCCCAACUUUAUGAAAGUGAUCCCAGCUGUGAGCAUCAGCUAUGUGGUGUAUGAGUACAUGAGGUCUGGAUUAGGCAUCUCAAAAUGAUCAGUGUCUUGCGUGUUUUUACAACGCACAAAUUUUAACCACCUUUCUUUGAAAACACCCUCCAUGAUGGGACAAAAUGUUUUGUUCAGUAACCAAAGUGUUUCUAAUAUCAACUCUGGGAAAAAGCCAUGAUGGCAUCUUGCAUUAAGGCUGGGGCCCAACCUAAUCAUGUUUACACUGAUAUAUAACUGUACAUUUAUAUAUAAUUGAAGAAAUUUCUAAAUGUUCUACAUUCGUCCCUGACCAAAGCCAUUGUGAGCCAGUGCACUAUAAUGUUAUACAGUAUCAGUCUGUUUUACAGAUAGAUAGAUAGAUAGACAUGAAAAUCUGCCUUUUUGUGUAAAGUAAUUUUACCUAAAUAUACAAAGUAUAAUUUUAAGUGAAUUAGGUUGGUUAGGUUGGGCCGUAGUCAAGUCUUUACAUGCUGCAGUCAGUACUGUUUGUAUAUGUUCUGUGAAAAAUGCUGAAUACACACAGUAAAAUGAUGCAAAAUUGGAACCCGCAUUAUGACAUAAAGAGCUAAAUGUGCCUUAUAUCAUUUGUUCGAUCUCUGUGUGGGUUCCUUUCCAUCUCAGCUAUACAUUGGAAAUAUAGUUUGAACUUGUGUUGCCUUUAUCCCCUAAGUUUGCUUAUUUUAGAAACUCUUGUUUAUAUUAAAGGUUGUAUUUUAA